Messenger RNA from Kuraishia capsulata CBS 1993, 582 nucleotides. RefSeq lists its product as uncharacterized. The transcript has a single exon. Gene Ontology annotation, cellular component: cytoplasm. Gene Ontology annotation, molecular function: nucleoside triphosphate diphosphatase activity. Bases 1 to 582 code for a protein of 193 amino acids. NCBI's taxonomy places the organism in Eukaryota, Fungi, Ascomycota, Pichiomycetes, Pichiales, Pichiaceae. Gene Ontology annotation, biological process: nucleoside triphosphate catabolic process. The record is from RefSeq and is a predicted model, not a curated record.
AUGACUAAAAUAACCUUCGUCACCGGAAAUAAAAACAAGCUGAAAGAGGUGGUGGCAAUUCUGUCUCAAGGUGGCCCUUCCGAAGAAUCCAAAGUAGGCAACUUUGAGAUUGUCAGUGAAAGCAUAGACCUGGAUGAAGUCCAAGGAACUAUAGAGGAGGUGACCUUGCACAAGGCCAAAAGCGCUGCCAAACUGCUCAAUCGUGCUGUUCUCGUUGAAGACACUGCGCUGGGAUUCAGGGCGAUGAACAAUCUCCCAGGCCCUUACAUCAAAUGGUUUCUGAAGUCCCUUGGACUAGAUGGCCUCAACAAGAUGCUCUAUAAGUUCGAUGACAAGACCGCGUAUGCUACUUGCACUUUCGGUCUCUGUCUUUCUCCAGACUCAGAGCCAAUACUGUUUCAAGGGAUAACAGAGGGCGAAAUCGUUUCGGCGAGAGGGCCAACCAACUUUGGAUGGGAUCCCAUAUUCCAGCCAAAGGGAUUCGACACAACAUAUGCGGAGAUGGAUGGGAAGACCAAAAACACUAUCAGUCACAGGUACAAGGCAUUGGAGAAGCUCAGGGAGUAUUUACUACAGAAUUAG